CCUCAGAGUCACACCCAGCAACAUUGAUGCUGCAAUCGUUCUUGAAUCCCAGAUGUUUAUUCUAUUAAAAGGCCGUGUCUGUUCUGGAUUUUUCACGAAUCAAUUUGCGCCUUGUAUCGGUCUUUCCAAACGUUUUCAUCCAAAUUUUUCAAGCAGCUACUUCAGAUCGGUUACAAUGAAACAGUCGGUAGAUACAGGAGCAAAUCCUCUGGGAUUCCUUGUCCCAGACGAACCCGCAGAGCCGCCAAGCUACGACAUUACCCUCACUGGUCGCUAUGUCACCAUCGUGCCCAUAUCUCCCGAUCAUGCCGAAGAUCUCUACGAACAAAUAGGAGAUGAAAAACAUAUUCCGUUAUUCGACUACCUCUUCGACGAGCACCCAAACUCAGUAGAGGAACUCCGUGCAUCACUAACCCAAAAAUCUAAAACAUCGAAUCCAUGGGCCUAUGCAAUCCUAUCCAAUGACGCUGCAGCGGGUUCAACCAAAGCAGUGGGAAUGGCCUCACUGAUGCGGAUGGACCAGCCAAAUCGUGUGAUAGAGGUUGGCAGUAUAUUAUACACUCCCGCGCUACAACGCACCCCCGCUGCCACGGAGGCCAUGUACCUCCUCGCCAGAUAUGUCUUUGAGACCCUGCAUUUCCGGCGCUACGAGUGGAAGUUGAAUUCAUUGAACGCGCCGUCACAUCGUGCUGCCAAGCGUCUGGGCUUCGUGUAUGAGGGGACGUUCAGGCAGCACAUGAUCGCCAGGGGACAGAAUCGUGAUACAGCGUGGUAUUCUAUCAUUGAUUCGGAAUGGCCGGUCAUGAAGUCUGCUUUUGAGCAGUGGCUGAGUGUAGAGAACUUCGAUGCGGAGGGAAGGCAGAAGAAAAGGCUAGAGGAUUUCAGGGGAUAAUAUUUGUUUAUGGCAGUAUCUGCCUUUGCCUUGGUUUAGACUUUAAUGGUUAGACAAACGCGAUGAUACAGAACGAGGACGGUGGGAGAAUGGUUUAUGAACCGCUAAAUACCCAUACUUCCCACUCGAAGUAACCGAACAACUGACUCGAGUUCAUAUGAACCAUGCUUAAUCGAAC
Molecule: messenger RNA, 1070 nt
Organism: Aaosphaeria arxii CBS 175.79
Lineage: Eukaryota; Fungi; Ascomycota; Dothideomycetes; Pleosporales
Product: acyl-CoA N-acyltransferase
Exons: 2
Coding region: 176-892 (238 amino acids)
Molecular function (GO): protein-N-terminal-alanine acetyltransferase activity; protein N-terminal-serine acetyltransferase activity
Source: RefSeq, a predicted model, not a curated record